Messenger RNA from Metopolophium dirhodum (rose-grain aphid), 1000 nucleotides. RefSeq names its product succinate dehydrogenase cytochrome b560 subunit, mitochondrial-like. Gene Ontology annotation, cellular component: membrane. The record is from RefSeq and is a predicted model, not a curated record. Gene Ontology annotation, biological process: mitochondrial electron transport, succinate to ubiquinone; tricarboxylic acid cycle. Bases 231 to 758 code for a protein of 175 amino acids. Gene Ontology annotation, molecular function: electron transfer activity; succinate dehydrogenase activity. The transcript has 5 exons. NCBI's taxonomy places the organism in Eukaryota, Metazoa, Arthropoda, Insecta, Hemiptera, Aphididae.
ACCAAAACAUACUUACUGCUGAUUUUCGUCCUGGGCUAAAUAAUGUGUUGCAAUAAUACGGAUUAAUGAUUUCAAUUCACCAUUAUUGCCAUUAUUCAGUAACCAGUAAUCAGUAUCCACUAUUCUCACCUUCAUAAUAUCAUUAAAUAAAUAAGUUUUCACUAAUUCACUUUUCCAAGUAUAAAUUAUUCGUUCAAGUGCAUAAUAUAUUGUAAAUUUUUGCUCACAUAAUGGCUCUGUAUUUAAGAAGUGUACACAGACUAUGCACAGCUAGACAAGCAAUGUCUUUCCAAACACCGACAAUACACCGUAUGAUUACCAUGCAAGUGAAAACUGUUCAAGAAGUUGAGGGCAAAUCAAAAGAGACUCAUGAUGACAAAAAUAACCGCCUUAAUAGACCUAUGUCUCCUCACUUGACUAUUUAUAAGCCUCAAUUAACAACCAUGUUAUCUAUUACACACCGUGGAACUGGAGUGGCAUUGAGUGGUGUUACUGCUGGAUUAGGAGCAUUAUUCAUUUUCACGGAUUUGCCGACAUUUGUGCAAUUUGUGCAUGGGUUGGAACUACCAUCAGCCGCUAUUAUGUCAGCUAAAGGAUUAGUUGCUUAUCCAUUCUUCUAUCACCUAUGUAAUGGUAUUAGACAUUUGGUGUGGGAUGCUGGUAAAUGUUUGACCAUCAAACAAGUUUAUUCAACUGGAUAUGGUGUGAUUGUCGGUAGUUUACUUCUAACAGUAUUGUCUUUAGCUUAUACUACAUAAAUAAUAAAACAACAAAUUGUUCAGUUUCUUACUUUAUUAUACAAAAUUAUUCAUUUAAAAUAAAAUAUGUUUGUUCAAAUUAAUGUAUUAUACAGUUUAUGUUAUAAUAUUUUAGUUAUCUCAAUAUUUAUUUGCCAGAUAGAAUAACAAGUUGUAUAAGUAAUAUAGUUACAUUAUAUUGGUAUGUAUGUAAUACGUAACAUUUUUUUAAAUCAUUACAAAAAUAAUAAUGUUAAAAAUCA